Chaetomium strumarium is the source of this 1592-nucleotide messenger RNA. RefSeq lists its product as uncharacterized. Lineage: Eukaryota; Fungi; Ascomycota; Sordariomycetes; Sordariales; Chaetomiaceae. The record is from RefSeq and is a predicted model, not a curated record. The transcript has a single exon. Bases 89 to 1447 code for a protein of 452 amino acids.
CCUUAGAUGCAGUCACUCUCAUACUCUCAAUUCUCAGCUACAACAGUCGAGCCCGGAAUCCAUUCUCACUGCAGCUCGAUCCGACAAAAUGACGAGGUCACAGCUGAAGAUGCUUCCACUCAAUCUCGUGGCUCUCAUUAGCCUGAUGGCCUGGAGUGCAGCUGCCUCAACACCAUCUCACUCAUCAUCCAGUGAAACCUCGACGCCGUCGGCGUCACCAUCAGCCGACGUCGAGCUAAUCUGCCACACCGACAAUCCUGCUGAAUGCUACCCAAAGAUCUUCCAAGCAACCGACGAAUUCCAAGUGGUCCACGACGAUCAGGACCUUCCUCUCGGUCUCCACGUCAGGUUGAAUGUCUACACCGGGAAGAAGGAAGCCAAGAUCAACGUGCCGGACGAGAACGACGUAGCAUUGGAAGGCUUGCCGGUGGACUCAUCCGUGGUCAUCGUCGAGCGAGACCAAUCUGGACAAGGGGGGGAAGCAAGUGAUCAAGUCAGGCUCUCGCCCAACGCUCCCCCCUACGACCCGGCAGGCAAAAUCAAAACACCCGAGUCGGCCAAGUCGGACGAGGGCAGCGCAUUCUACAAGUCCCUAGCCAUCCUGAAGAAGGGCCUGGACGUCGACGGGGCGUUGGAAAUGCUCGAAGACAUCUCCCACGACAUCUACUACGGCCUCAAGAUAGCGGAGGACUACGAAACCGUCCGCGAGCUGUUCUGCCUGGCCGCGUCGGAGUCUUCUUCGGCAGCAGGCGACGCACACACUUCCCUCACUCGCGCCCGUCUCGCAGCCCUCACGUUGUCCUCAGCCGUUCAAAACAAUCCGAAAGCGCUCGCCGAAAUCGAGCGGCAUUGGACAACAAAGCUCUCAUCCUCGCUUUGCCGGUCCGACUCAACCGAGCCCCUAGGAACCACCACUUUUGUCCUGCUUGCCCCGUCAUUAUCAUCACCGUCGUCGUCGUCGUCGUCGUCAGCCUCUGCGACGGCAGACACGGACCCCGCGCUGACCAAAGCCCGCAUCUCCCUCCUGAGCGGUCUUCUCCGCUCCCCGAUUUUGCGACGGGACUUCCUCGCCUCGGGCGGCCCGUCCCAUCUACUGCGCAUCCUCAUCGCUCGGAACCGGCAGCCUGAGUGGUUGUUGGCGCAGCGAUCGGCUGCCUUCCUCUUGCUGGACAACUUCCUCGACCCCGACAUGGGCGCCACGAUGGGUGAGUGGCCCACUCAGGCUCAGUUGCCAAAAGAAGAGUGUGCUGCACGGGAAGACAAGCAGCAGGGGAAAGAUGGUGAGGAAGGAGAAUGCUUGGAUUGGCAUGUCGAGCAAUUACGGUCGAGACAUGCAGCUAUCGACCAUUGGAGCCACGAGCUGUGGUCGAAGUUGGCCAAGUACAGGAAGGCUGAAGCAGCUGGGCAAGCGCGGACUGAUACUGUUCGAGAGAAGACGGAUUUGUGAUUGAGAUGCCCAUGUUUUGUUUUCUAUUUAGAAGGUCAUCUAUACCCUUGUACUACCUAGCUAGAAACGAUGUAUACCGUCUGAGCAGAGGCUUAUGAUGAGACUGUAGCUGCUGGGUCACCGCAUCGUAACACAUACCUUCCAC